AUGCGGAACAACGGUAAGGCAAUUUUAUGGUUUCUAUUGUACAGAACAUGAAUUUAUGUGUAAUGGUAUGGUUUAUUAUUUAUUAUUUACCGCAAGUUUUUGAGUCCUUGAAAACUCCUCUUUUAUGGAUUUUUUCCUCCAUUUGACUGUCAUUGUUAUCUGCACACAACAGAUCGUAAAAAAGCAAGUCCUAACUAAAGCACUUAAUGUGUUUGAAUUUCGGUCAGAACAAAGCUCAAAGGUUCUGAACAAACUCUGACAAUAGUUUCGUGCGUGUUGUCCCAGUACGUAGCAAGACCAUUUGCAGGCUGGUUUGCUGUUUUUUUCGGUGCUAUUCUCUUCAUUCAAAAUCAUUCUUUGAAAGCAUCUUCAAAUUAGUAAAGGCACAAAAGAUUUCAAUGCCUGGGAAGUAAGCGAAAACGACGAACCCGUGGCUUGCUUACAUUUGGCUGUCUCUUCUCUUAUUUCUAUUUCUCAUUAUUUCUCCUCCUUCUCUCUCUCUCUCUUUCUCUCUCUAUCUCUCUCUCUCUCUCUCCCUCUUUCUUCCUUUCUUAACCUGUUUCUACGUACAAAUUUGUUGAGCAUCAAUAUUUUUAUAGCAUCUAGUAAAAUAAAUAUCCGUACGCAUUCAAGUAGACAUUGACCCAGCCCCACAGCAACGCUUUGCAGCUAUGACGAGAUAGCAACAAUCAACGACGACACUGACAGUGACGUAUUGUUUAGCUUUUCGGCGUGCGGGAAACCGGUUUCCAAAUUUUUUGUUUAGUGCAAACAGUUACCUACAAUUGAAGGCGGAGGAUAAAUAUUUAGAUAAAAAAAGCACAUACACACACACACGCAGUUACACUUUUUGAGUUUUAUCCGGUGUAAUUGGAUUACGCCAAAAGGCCUUAGUGCAAAAAAUCAUAAACAACACCUACAAUAUGGCUAAAAACCGUGAAAUUAUUCAGCUGCAUGUAGGUCAGGCCGGUGUGCAGAUGGCUAGCGCAUGCUGGGAGCUUUACUGUCUCGAGCAUGGUAUCUAUCCGGACGGGAUGUUUUGUGACUGUUCGAUAUACGAAGACUGCAGUGCGUUCUUUAGCUGUGAUCGGUCGGGCCAGUGUGUACCGCGUGUAUUGCUGAUCGAUCUGGAACCGUCCGUCGUAGAUGAAAUACGCAUCGGCACAUACCGGGAGCUGUUUCAUCCAAACUCACUGCUCACUGGGUGUGAAGAUGCGGCAAGUAAUUUUGGUCGCGGACAUUACCGUCUCGGUCAGACGAUGAUCGAACCGGCGAUGGAUCGGAUACGUAAGCUGUGCGAACACUGCUCAUCGCUGCAGGGUUUUAUGAUGUUUCACAGUGUUGGUGGUGGGACGGGUGCCGGUUUGGGGACGCUACUGCUCGAACGGCUCGGUGAGGAUUUCGGCAAAACGUCCCGCAUGGAGUUCGAUAUCUUUCCCUCGGCGAAGGUUUCACCGGUCAUUGUGGAACCGUACAACGCUAUACUUGCGUCGCACGUCGCUAUGGAGCACAGCGAUUGUACGUUCGUGCUAGACAACGAGGCACUGUAUGACGUGUGCGAUCGGAACCUGAACGUGCGCGAACCGACCUACACCAAUCUGAACCGUUUGGUAGCACAGGCCGUAUCGUGCAUCACCGCAUCGUUACGCUUUUCCGGCGCGAUCAAUGUCGAUUUGCUCGAGUUCCAGACCAACCUGGUACCGUUUCCGAGGAUACACUACCCGCUGGUGACGUACGCUCCGCUCGUACCGGGUAGUACGGCAAGGCACGAACAACCAACCACGGCUCAGCUUACGUACGAAUGUUUUGAACCAUCGAAUCAGCUCGUUAAAUGUGAUCCUCGUACGGGACGGUAUAUGUCCUGCUGUUUGCUGUAUCGGGGUAGCAUUGCACCGAUCGAAAUUAAUCGUGCCUUGCAGGAGUUGCGUUCGGACCGUUCGGUUCAGUUCGUUGAUUGGUGUCCGACCGGGUUUAAAAUUGGUAUAAACUUUCAGGCACCGAUCGCUGUACCCGGUGCCGAUUUGGCACGUUCCGAUCUAGCUUGCUGUAUGCUGUCGAACAAUACUGCCAUCAAAUCGGCCUGGACGAGGGUCGCGGAAAAGUAUCAACGCAUGUACGAUCGAAAAGCAUUUUUCUAUCAUUAUCUCAGUGAAGGUCUCGAAGAGCAAGAUCUAGCCGAAGCGAUCGAAAACAUUCGCACGCUUAUAAAAGAUUAUGAGGAAAUUGAAAAAUAACCACAA
Messenger RNA from Anopheles funestus (African malaria mosquito), 2240 nucleotides. RefSeq names its product tubulin alpha chain-like. Gene Ontology annotation, molecular function: structural constituent of cytoskeleton; GTP binding. The record is from RefSeq and is a predicted model, not a curated record. Lineage: Eukaryota; Metazoa; Arthropoda; Insecta; Diptera; Culicidae. Bases 924 to 2234 code for a protein of 436 amino acids. Gene Ontology annotation, cellular component: cytoplasm; microtubule. Gene Ontology annotation, biological process: microtubule cytoskeleton organization; mitotic cell cycle. The transcript is spliced from 3 exons.